AUGUUCACACCCGCUGCUUGGCUGGCCCUCGGGCUUGCAGCAUCUUCCAAGCUGGCUGCUGCCCAGCAGGCAGGUUCCUUCGCUCAGGUUGGCAACACACAAGUUAGCGCCAUGAUGAUGUUCCUUGGCAACGAGGAGAAGGUCUACAUUCUCGACAAAACGGAGGGCAACGCUGCUCAAAUAGAUGGCCACCCUGCUUGGGGCGCUGCAUGGGAUGUCAAUACUCACUCGGCCCAGGUGAUGGAAGUUUUGACCAAUUCCUUCUGCGCUUCUGGUAUGCACCUACCAAAUGGCUCGUACGCGACAUUUGGCGGCAACAAUGCAAUUGGCCCCCUUGGUUCCACUGGCAAUGUUGGUGCAGGCGCAUAUGAUUCGACCUAUGGAGAUUAUGACGGAAGAAAGUCUAUUCGUAUCCUCAAUCCUUGCACAAGUGCCGAUGACAUGUCGAGCGCUCAAUGUCAAUGGUUCGAUAACGCCACUGUUCUGUCUAUGCAGAAACUACGGUGGUACUCCGCCGCUGAGGCUCUUGGUGAUGGUAGUAUUGCAUUGAUCGGCGGUUUCGUCAGUGGUGGUUACAUCAACCGGAAUUACCCUAACACGGACCCAGAAUAUGAAGGUGGUGCAGCUGAACCAACGUAUGAGUUCUUCCCUUCGAAGGGACCUGCAACUGUCAUGAACUUCAUGAUCACUACUUCCGGUCUUAAUUCCUACGCGCAUACUUACCUCAUGCCUUCUGGCAACAUGCUCAUCCAGGCCAAUAUCUCCACUGUCCUCUGGAAUCCUGAGACCAACGUUGAAACACCUCUUCCCAACAUGCCAGGCGGUGUCGCUCGUGUUUACCCUGCUUCUGGCGCCGUUGCCAUGUUACCCCUCACUCCCGCCAAUAACUAUACUCCUACUGUCAUCUUUUGUGGCGGCUCUGACAUGCCCGACGAGUAUUGGGGUGACUACAAUUACCCCAACUAUAACACCUGGACCUACCCUGCUUCCAAGGACUGUCAGCGCCUGACUCCAGAACCCACAGAUGGCUCUUCUCCUGUUUAUGUCUCAGACGAUGACAUGCUCGAGGGCCGCACCAUGGGUCAGUUCAUCAUCCUUCCAGACGGUACCCUUUUGGUUAUCAAUGGUGGUGAAAAUGGUACUGCUGGCUAUGCUCAGGCUACUGGUCAGACCCCUAGCUAUAGCCUCAUGCCCUACGGCGAGUCGUUGGCCUCUGGCCCUGUCGGAACUCCUGCCAUCUACAACCCGAAUUUGCCCGCAGGCAGCCGCUGGUCGAACGCCGGUCUGAGUAACACGAACAUUGCACGUCUGUACCACUCUAGUGCCUUGAUCAUGCCUGACGCUACCGUCAUGAUCGCCGGAUCCAACCCUAACGUCGAUGUCAACCUCACCACCAUUUUCCCCACAACCUACACUGCGGAGAUUUUCUAUCCACCCUACUUUAGCGCCAGUAAACGCCCAACUUUCUCUGGUGCACCGCAAACUCUCUCUUACGGUGGUAGCUCCUUCGACCUUACCGUUCCUUCAGGCGUGUACAGUGGCUCUAGCAACGCUGCUGCUGCAAAUACAACUGUCGUUCUGUUGCGUGGCGGUUUCACUACGCACGCCAUGAACAUGGGUCAAAGGUACCUGCAGCUCAACAACACGUACACCGUCAACAGUAACGAUUCAAUCACCCUUCAUGUGGCUCAAGUUCCGCCAAACCCCAAUAUCUUCACUCCCGGACCUGCUCUCAUGUUCGUCGUGAUCAACGGUAUUCCCAGUAACGGAACGAUGGUUAUUGUUGGCAACGGUCAAGUCGGGGUGCAACCCACGCAAGCUGCUACUGUUCUCCCCGUUUCUGCUCAAAAUCCCUCAGGCUCAAGCUCGGGCUCGGGUAGCAGCUCUUCGACAAACAGUGCAUCAGGGAGCAGUCACACUGGUGCCAUCGUUGGUGCUGUGAUCGGAGCGAUUGCUGUUAUUGGUAUUCUCGGUGCGCUCUUUGGUAUUUUUGUGGCUCGACGUCGGCGCGCCGCCAGCCGCCAGCAUCCUGCGGCUGCGUAUGCCAUGAAAGCCACAGGUGACGGGUAUGGUAGCGGCGCGUCCCGCGGAAGAGCCACCGAUGAUCGAGUACGUCAUUCUGACUCGAGUGCGUUUGUCCCGUUGCAACAGGAUAAUUCAAGCACCUCGUGGAAUGCGAGUAACACCAGUCUGCAUUCACCGUAUCGGGAUACGUAUGGGAGAGAGGGAGCAGAUUAUGACCCGUAUAAUUCAGAUGGCGCAGUGCAACAUAGCAGUGGACAGCGGUUAUGA
Messenger RNA from Suillus discolor, 2292 nucleotides. RefSeq names its product putative copper radical oxidase. The transcript has 4 exons. NCBI's taxonomy places the organism in Eukaryota, Fungi, Basidiomycota, Agaricomycetes, Boletales, Suillaceae. The record is from RefSeq and is a predicted model, not a curated record. Bases 1 to 2292 code for a protein of 763 amino acids.